Molecule: messenger RNA, 8124 nt
Organism: Cyphomyrmex costatus
Lineage: Eukaryota; Metazoa; Arthropoda; Insecta; Hymenoptera; Formicidae
Gene: Dscam1
Product: Down syndrome cell adhesion molecule 1
Exons: 34
Coding region: 57-6884 (2275 amino acids)
Biological process (GO): homophilic cell-cell adhesion; dendrite self-avoidance; axon guidance
Cellular component (GO): axon; plasma membrane
Molecular function (GO): cell-cell adhesion mediator activity
Source: RefSeq, a predicted model, not a curated record
AUUCACAUACGACAGCGUCGGUGAAAAUCAGUGCACUCGGAAGAGUCACAAUAAGGAUGUGGCGAGAUCCUCCAGGCGGAGGGUAUAAGAAACCCAUCCACAUCGCCACUAUGUUACUGCUAGCUGUUAUUCUGACAUUGACAACGGUUAUCUCUGCCGAAGAUGCAUCUAUGGGACCGGUGUUUGUCAAGGAACCUCCAAACCGGAUUGAUUUCUCAAAUGGAACUGGAGCCGUCGUAGAAUGUCAAGCAAGAGGAAAUCCACAACCGGAUAUCAUCUGGGUUCGUUCUGAUGGAAAUACUGCUGUAGGAGAUGUUCCUGGAUUGAGACAGGUUAUGCCGAACGGAAAUUUGGUGUUCCCUCCUUUCCGUGCUGAAGAUUACCGUCAGGAAGUUCACGCUCAAGUCUACACCUGUUUAGCACGUUCCCCUGCAGGUUCGGUACACAGCCGUGAUGUCAACGUGAGAGCCGUGGUUUCGCAGUUCUACGUUACCGAGGCCGAAAACGAGUACGUGAUCCGAGCUAACAGCGCGAUCAUGAAAUGCAAAAUACCGAGCUUCGUGUCCGAGUUUGUCCAGGUGGAUCAGUGGGUGGCCGACGACGGGACGAUUUACACGGCCGGUCAGGAGUACGUGGUCCAGCAAUUCUACGAGACGAGGGUCAUCGACGAGUUUGUCUUACGCGGAAAUACCGCAACCCUGAAAUGCCUCGUGCCCAGCUUUGUGGCGGAUUUUGUAGAUGUGAUUGAGUGGCAGGAUGAGGAUGGUUCAACUUAUACCGUGAAUAGCCAACAAGAAAAGGUGGUCGCCCAGUACUUUGAGGUUCAGGUUUACGAUCAGUUUGCGAUACGCGGCAACGCGGCUAUUUUCAAGUGUCAAGUUCCUUCGUUCGUGGCCGACCACGUGGACGUGGUGGGAUGGAUCGAUUCCAACGGCGGCAGCUACGUCGCCGACGCACAAUCAUAUGUUGUCGGGCAGCGGUAUGCAGUGAACGUGAUGGACGAACACGUCCUUCGGGGGAACGCCGCAAUUAUCAAGUGUCACAUACCGAGCUUCGUCGCCGAAUUCGUCGAGGUUGAUUCUUGGAUCGAAGACGAGACCACUGAUAUAUAUCCUAGCGCCGAUUACGAUGGGAAAUACUUGGUGUUGCCAUCCGGAGAGCUGCACAUCAGGGACGUCGGACCCGAAGACGGAUACAAGACUUACCAAUGCCGCACGAAGCACAGGCUCACUGGUGAAACUAGGCUAUCCGCAACGAAGGGACGUCUCGUCAUUACUGAGCCGGUGGGCAGUGUACGCCCAAAGAUUCCGUCGACGGACGACGUGCGCGGUUUCCGGACUCUGGUCGAAGACUCCCCUGCCUUGAUGUGCCCGGCACAGGGGUUCCCCGUUCCCCUGUACAGAUGGUACAAGUUCAUCGAGGGCACAACGAGGCGUCAGCCGGUUCAACUGAAUGAACGCGUACGUCAGGUCAGUGGCACUCUGAUCAUCCGUGAAGCUCGAGUCGAAGAUUCCGGUAAAUAUCUUUGUAUCGUCAACAAUUCCGUCGGCGGCGAAAGUGUAGAGACCGUUCUGACUGUUACGGCACCACUGACCGCGGAAAUCGAGCCUAGCACGCAAACUAUCGACUUUGGAAGACCCGCGACCUUCACCUGUACCGUUCAAGGUAAUCCGAUCAAGACCAUCUCCUGGCUCAAAGAUGGGAAGCCCCUUGGAUUGGAAGAUCGCGUACUGAGAAUCGAAAGUGUGAAAAAAGAAGACAAGGGAAUGUACCAAUGCUUUGUUAGAAAUGAUCAGGAAAGUGCACAAGCAACGGCAGAGUUAAAACUUGGUGGAAGAUUCGAGCCCCCGCAGAUCCGUCAAGCCUUCGCCGAAGAGACUCUUCAACCUGGACCGAGCAUGUUUUUGAAGUGCGUUGCCAGCGGAAAUCCUACCCCCGAAAUUACCUGGGAACUUGAUGGAAAACGGUUGUCGAACACCGAGAGACUGCAAGUGGGACAAUACGUCACGGUCAAUGGUGAUGUCGUGUCUCAUCUGAAUAUUUCGAGCAUUCAUACCAAUGAUGGUGGUCUCUACAAGUGCAUCGCUGCGUCAAAGGUUGGAGCUGCUGAGCAUUCUGCCCGCCUCAACGUUUAUGGUUUGCCGUUUAUUCGUCACAUGGACAAGAAGGCUAUCGUUGCUGGAGAAACUUUACGUGUCACUUGCCCUGUUGCUGGAUACCCAAUCGAAAGUAUCGUUUGGGAACGAGAUACCAGAGUCCUGCCAAUCAACAGAAAACAAAAGGUCUUUCCUAAUGGCACACUCAUCAUCGAGAAUGUUGAACGAAUGAGCGACCAGGCAACCUACACUUGCGUGGCACGUAAUGCACAAGGUUACAGUGCACGUGGAACACUGGAAGUUCAAGUCAUGGUUGCCCCUGAAAUCAUGCCAUUUGUGAUCGGCGAGGAACCGGCGAAUUGGGGUGACACCAUCACUGUAACUUGCACGGUGUUGAAGGGCGAUCACCCGAUCCAGAUUGAGUGGGCACACAACGGCGAGCCAAUUUCUCGAGAUCAUCCCGAUAUAUUGAUAGUUAAUACCGGCAAGCGUGUUAGCCUGCUUACGAUCGAUGCCGUGACGGCACGCCACGCUGGGGAAUACACCUGCACGGCUAGCAACGUUGCUGGUGGAACGAGUUAUUCCGCAUCACUGGCCGUGAAUGUUGCGCCGCACAUAGGGCCUUUCGCGAUCAGUGACGGACCGGCGAAUUGGGGUGAUAUGGUUUCGGCGACAUGUUCCAUUAUGAAAGGCGAUUUUCCUGUAAAGAUCGUUUGGACGUUUAACGGCAAACCGAUUAGUGUGCAUGAUUCUGAUAUUAUGAUCACGAACAUAAAUAAACAUAUGAGUGCUCUCAGCAUCGAAUCCGUGGCCGCGAGGCACGCGGGCGAGUACACGUGUGUAGCUACGAACAGAGCCGGCAACGUCAGCCAUUCGACCACCCUCGUCGUCAACGUACCUCCUCGUUGGAUCCUGGAACCUACCGAUAAAGCAUUUGCUCAAGGAUCCGAUGCACGAGUAGAAUGCAAAGCCGAUGGAUUUCCUAAGCCUCAGGUCACGUGGAAGAGAGCUGCUGGGGAUACGCCGGGAGAUUAUACCGAUUUGAAAUUGAGCAACCCUGACAUUAGCGUGGAAGAUGGCACUCUCUCCAUUAACAAUAUACAAAAGACGAAUGAAGGCUAUUACCUUUGUGAGGCUGUUAAUGGAAUUGGGUCAGGCUUAUCAGCUGUCAUUCUUAUUUCGGUUCAAGCUCCUCCGCAAUUUGAAAUUAAACUAAGAAACCAAACCGCUCGUCGUGGAGAACCAGCUGUAUUGCAAUGCGAGGCGCAAGGAGAGAAACCAAUCGGCAUUUUAUGGAACAUGAACAACAAGAGAUUAGAUACGAAAAGCGAUCCUCGUUAUACUAUUCGUGAAGAAAUCUUGGCUAACGGGGUACUGUCCGACUUGAGCAUUAAACGAACCGAAAGGAGCGAUUCUGCCUUGUUCACUUGCGUAGCUACGAAUGCUUUCGGUAGUGAUGACACUAGCAUUAAUAUGAUCGUACAAGAGGUGCCGGAAGUUCCAUAUGGUCUUAAAGUGUUGGAUAAAUCAGGACGUUCAGUGCAAUUAUCAUGGGCCGCGCCUUAUGAUGGAAACAGUCCAAUUAAACGAUAUGUUAUUGAAUACAAAAUCAGCAAGGGUUCCUGGGAAACUGAUAUUGAUCGAGUGCUCGUACCUGGCUCGCAACAGAAUGUAGCCGGAGUAUAUAAUCUAAGACCCGCGACCACCUAUCACCUUCGAAUCGUCGCUGAAAACGAAAUUGGCACAUCUGAUCCGUCUGACACGGUCACCAUUAUCACUGCAGAAGAAGCACCUACUGGCCCACCAACUUCUAUUAAGGUGGAUGCUCUUGAUCAGCACACGCUAAAGGUAACGUGGAAACCGCCUCCACGCGAGGACUGGAAUGGUGAGAUUCUCGGCUACUACGUUGGAUACAGACAAUCGUCAGACAAACCUUACAUGUUUGAGACUGUCGAUUUCUCCAAAGAAGACACAAAGGAACAUCACUUGCAGAUCGCAAACCUCAAGACCUAUACACAGUAUGGCGUAGUCGUUCAAGCAUUUAAUAAAGUCGGCUCCGGACCAAUGAGCGAGGAACGCAGGCAACACACCGCAGAAGGCGUACCCGAGCAACCACCCCAUGACACUACUUGCACGACUCUUACUUCUCAGACUAUCAGAGUGUCCUGGGUGUCACCGCCACUCAGCGCGGCCAACGGCGUUAUCACCGGUUACAAAGUCAUCUACGGACCAUCCGACACGUGGUACGACGAGAAUACAAAAGACACCAAGAUCACGUCUUCAAGCGAAACCAUUCUGCACGGUCUUAAGAAAUACACCAACUACAGCAUGCAAGUUCUGGCUUUUACAUCUGGAGGAGAUGGCGUUAAAUCUGCACCAAUUCACUGCCAAACUGAGCAAGAUGCACCCGAAGCUCCUAUUGCUAUCAAAGCUCUAGUCAUGUCUUCGGAAUCCAUUCUUAUCUCAUGGCGUCCGCCUAGUCAGCCUAACGGAGUUAUUUCUCAAUAUACUGUUUACACAAAAGCGGAUAAUGCAGAGGAGCCAACCAGUCAGAAAGUACCACCAAAUCAACUAACUCACGAAGCGUCUGGAUUAGACAAGCAACUAAGAUAUGAAUUUUGGGUGACCGCUAGCACGAAUAUCGGUGAAGGUGAAGCUUCGAAAAUUGUGACUUUGGGACCAAGUGUUCGAGUACCGGCCAAGAUCGCAUCGUUCGACGAUAAGUUCACUGCAACAUACAAAGAGGACGUUAAGCUGCCAUGUCUCACUGUCGGCGUACCCGCACCGGAAGUAACAUGGAAAGUACGAGGCGCUACUCUUCAACAGACCGAUCGAUUGAGACAAUUACCCGAGGGAUCGCUAUUUAUCAAAGAAGUCGACCGCGCGGACGCUGGAGAAUAUUCUUGUUACGUGGAAAACUCUUUUGGACACGAUACCGUAACUCAUCAGCUAGUCGUACACGCUCCUCCACACUCACCGCAAGUUACCCUUACCGCCACUACCACCAACUCUUUGACGAUGAAAUUACGCCCACAUCCCACGGACAAUGCACCAAUUCACGGCUAUACGAUUCACUACAAACCCGAGUUCGGCGAUUGGGAAACCGUUCAGAUCAGUUCUACAGCACAGAAAUAUACACUCGAGAAUUUGUGGUGCGGUUCCCGAUAUCAGAUUUAUGUCACCGCUUAUAACGGAAUUGGAAUCGGCGAUCCUUCAGACAUUCUAAACACGCGUACAAAAGGCUCCAAACCAAUCAUCCCCGAAGCGGCGAAAUUCAUCGAGGUAUCUACGAAUAGCAUCUCUUUGCACUUGAGCACUUGGUCUGAUGGUGGCUGCCCCAUGUUGUACUUCGUUGUUGAACAUAAGAAGAAAAUGCAGCAGGAAUGGAACCAGGUCUCGAACAACGUCAAACCGGGCGGUAACUUUGUAGUAUUGGAUCUAGACCCCGCUAGCUGGUAUCAUUUGCGUGUUACGGCUCACAAUAAUGCCGGUUUCGCCGUGGCCGAAUAUGAAUUUGCGACUUUGACGGUGACUGGCGGUACGAUCGCACCUCCUAUACGUAAUGGCGGUAAUGACAACACUGCGGAUGUAAGACGGUACUUCCCAUGGUUACCCAGCUGGCUCGACGUAAACGUGGUAGUGCCAGUUGGCGCGACGGUCGUUGUUAUAAUAGUAGGAAUAGUUGUCAUUUGUGUGGCGCUCUCGAGAAGAACUCGAGGCCCGGAACAAACACGGCUGCGAGGUAUCUCUUCAGCCGACGAGAAAUAUUACGAGGGACAAUACGACGUAGUCUAUCAGCAAACCGGAGUUGGCGGCGCUACCUUGGACAAACGCAGAUCCGAUCUUCGCGACGAACUAGGGUACAUCGCACCUCCGAAUCGCAAACUUCCACCUGUACCCGGCUCGAAUUACAACACCUGCGAUCGUAUCAAGCGAGGUACAGUUAUAAGUGGAACUAGCUCGUUAAGGAGUCACUCGACGUGGGAUCCGAGGCGACACAUGUAUGAGGAAUUGAGUCACUACGCGCCCAACAGGAGAUGCCCACCACCACCACGUAUGGGCAGCGCGGACGGUCUUUCGCACAGAGGUAUGGAGGAUGAAAUCUGCCCAUAUGCUACGUUCCAUUUAUUGGGAUUCCGCGAGGAAAUGGACCCGAGCAAAGCUAUGCAAUUCCAGACCUUCCCCCAUCCAGGAAAUGGCCAUUCUGGCACUAUGGGACCACCCGUAGGACAUCCGACUAACGCUUCCGCUCAUAGCCGAUCUGGAUCUCAGUCUAUGCCUCGUCAAAACGGACGCUACUCUCGAGUACCAUCCCAAGGAGGCGGUAGCGGCACGCACAAUGUCUUUUCACCCGAAUAUGAUGAUCCCGCUAACUGCGCUCCCGAGGAAGACCAGUAUGGAUCACAGUAUGGACAAUACGGCGCACCUUACGAUCAUUACGGAUCUCGCGGAUCGGUCGGACGUCGUAGUGUAGGCUCGGCUCGCAACCUUCCCAUCUCUGGCUCACCGGAACCGCCCCCACCGCCGCCAAGAAAUCACCAGGAUCAGAAUAACUCUAGCUUCAACGACAGCAAGGAGAGCAAUGAAAUCAGCGAGGCCGAAUGUGAUCGCGAUCAGCUCGUCAACCGCAACUACGGCGUGAAUGCUCGCGGCAAGGACGGCAUGACCACCGAGGAGAUGCGUAAACUCAUAGAGAGGAAGCCAAACGAAGCUCCCGGUCGGCAAACCGGCGGCCCCCACGGCGGUCACGGGGGACUCCUCACACCCUACGAUACUGUGGCAGUGUAACCUGUAAAUCGUCAUCUUCCGUGGUCUUCCGCCUCUCUCGAUAGCCGGCGGCCGCGAGAAAAGCAGCCGAGAGACGCGGAAAUGAAGCGCACGCCAACUCUUCCCCCGGUGCUGUCGUCGGUCCAAUUUGCAACGAUUUACGAUAGAAAUUAGAGACGUCGUCGCGAGUAGAUAGAUUCGAUUACCGUGUAAGGUGUACGCGUAUUGAUAUCAUCUCGAGAUCAUAAUUACGGACGAGAAUUCUGCAGCCCGCCUCGCGAAAUGGGACCGCCUCCUUCGUUCUUGCGACCAUAUCACGCGACUUUUCUCUUUCUCUCGCUCACGGCCUUCCGCUCUUUCAUUGUACUUCCUCGGGUACGUUCGUUUAUAUUUGAUCCUGGGGGAAGGCCAACUCGAAACUGCCUUGUUUUUGAUAAAAUCUUUUCGGACUGGUUUAGUCGAUUAUGCACAUUCGGGAAGGCCAGACUCAAGACUGUUCUUAUCUACUGCCCUUUAAUGCGAAGGAGGCACAGCGAUUCGUGAGGUCAGCCACACUUCGUUCGUAACUCUUUUACGAGUCCUGGAACACUUCGCGCACGUUCGAUUACAUCUAAAUUUUUUUUAUACUAUGACUGGCCGAAGAAAAUGACCCGCGUUUUGACGCGUCUUCCUCGAUGACGUGCGAUCAGACUCAACGAUUUGUAUACUUGACGCGAACUUUAAAUUAACUAUAUCUAUCCUCGCACACACACGUGACGAAAGAUUCCGAGACAUCGGAGACACUGAGGGGAAUUUGAAUCUUUUCGGACUAUGUAUCGUCGAACGUGCGCGAGAUCUUCGAGGUUCGUGAGACUGCCGCGAAAGACUUGUCCUGUAGGAAGGCGAACACAGCCGGAAGUCGUGUGUUCGCGGACUGUUCAGUUGCGGCAGAGACGCGGCCCGCGAUGGUGCUCUCGGCGACGGUGAAUUUAACGGGGGUCUUCUGAUAUAUAUCCGGGAUAUAUAAUCCUAGGUUACAUUCGUCGCAGGAGUUGCGUAUAAUGGGGGAAAAAAAAAAAGAAAGGAAACGUAUAAACGACAUAUAUGCGUAUACAUGAGAUUAGUUGGUCGCUUUUUAAGUCAUGGUUGUGCCACACUGCCGCUCCCUGCGGGCGUACGAUAUAUAGAUACAUACGUACACAUAUACUAUAUAUAUAUACUGUACGAUUUAUAAUUUCGUAACGAAGGUUGUGUCCCCUCCCCCGCUCCCUUUCCUCUCUUU